AUGAAGAAGAAGAUCACCAGCACGUACGACCAGUCGGUGGCAAUGGCACAGGCAGAGAAGAUGGCGCUCAUGGCAAUUGACGAGCCCAGGUUGAUCAAAGUCAGCAGACAGUUGACCAAAGUGGUGAGCCACACAGUUCUGACCGGCACUCCUGUUCUUUUGUCCAGGUGGUACCAGAUCCACGAGAACGGCACUCCGCGGUCUCUGGAGAAGGACCACAGAGUUCUAGAGAUGGCGCAAACAGCCACUGCUCCGCAGAACCACAGGACCACGAAACACAGCGACAGAUACGCGCGCGUCGAUGUCGUCACCCAUGCAGAGCGUGUACACCACGUUCAAGAUCCAGCCAAGGAACGCGGUCACUGUCAAAGCCAGCGAAAUGGCAACCGGGGUGGUGUAGCCAGCGUUGGACACCUCCUCGGACAUUCUCGAGGUGGAGUCGUAGCAGGUCAUGACCCACGAGACGUUCAGGAAACCAAACAAGAACGCCCAUCCGUCCUCGGCCCAGCCGGUGUUGUUGAUCACCUUCGAGAAGGUGAAUUCUCGGGUGUUGAUCUUUGGACACUUGACCAGCAUGGUGAUGAUCAGAGCAAUCACCGAGCCGAUGUUGACGAAACAGUAGUACUUUGUGAUUCUGGACAAGACGGACGAAGGCAGCGAGUUGAUGAUUCCGUGCGAGGUGAUCACCGCAAUGGCAGCCCCGGUGAUGUGGCCGUUUGUCGGCACAUAGGUGUAAUCGGAAGCCAUCGAGACGGUUUGCAACAACAGGGUAGCAGCACCGAAAUCGGUCGAGCAAGCGCCGGCAAUCAUUCCAAUCAGGUACAACCAUCCGUCGAUCCAACAAACAAGCGGCACCCACUUCUUCGGAACAACAUGGGUGAUCACAUAGCUGCUGGUCCUCCAGAAAUAAGAGGAUACAGGAACGUGAUGGCAACAGUACCCAUCAGACCGGAAAUGGACAAAGCGAACGAGAAAGUGGACAAAAACGAGUAG
Messenger RNA from Ogataea philodendri, 993 nucleotides. RefSeq lists its product as uncharacterized. The record is from RefSeq and is a predicted model, not a curated record. The transcript is spliced from 3 exons. NCBI's taxonomy places the organism in Eukaryota, Fungi, Ascomycota, Pichiomycetes, Pichiales, Pichiaceae. Bases 1 to 993 code for a protein of 330 amino acids.